This is a messenger RNA of Drosophila hydei, 953 nucleotides long. RefSeq names its product cystatin-like protein. The transcript has 3 exons. The record is from RefSeq and is a predicted model, not a curated record. Bases 333 to 662 code for a protein of 109 amino acids. Gene Ontology annotation, molecular function: cysteine-type endopeptidase inhibitor activity. Lineage: Eukaryota; Metazoa; Arthropoda; Insecta; Diptera; Drosophilidae.
UGCUCUUGGAAAUUUCCAUAAAUUCCCCUGUUUCCAGAGCUUGUUUACGAUAUCAUCGCAUGAGUGAGUCACUGUUCGAAUGGAAACGAAAUUAGCGAGAGAGAGAGAGAGAGAGAUAGAGCGAAAGCGAGCAAACUGUGUACGUUGCUUGCUGUGUUUACUCUCUCAUUGUCACUCUCUUACUUUACAUACACAAAGAAAGUCCAAUGCCCACCCUGAACUGUGCCAGCUGAUCGACUCACCGCUCAGUCAUCGACAAGUUGCCAAACAAAGCGCCAUUAAAUAAGUAUUUAUAUUACAUUCAAAGUCGCAGCCUUAUCAGAAACUACUAAAUGGCUGAAGAAACCGAACCUAUGUGUGGUGGAAUAUCGAAAGAGCUGCAGGGCGAUGAUUUACAUUAUGCCCUGGAUAUAUUAAACACAUCGCUGGCCAAAUUGUCGGGAAUGAGCGAUAAGCCCAGCUUCCAAGUUGUUAAAGUGAAGUCCGUGACGUCACAAGUGGUCGCUGGCAUGAUCUACCGCUACAAGGUUCAACUCGCCCAGGGCGAUGCCAUCAAAGAGAGCGACGUGAAGAUUUGGUCACGGCCCUGGCUGCCAGAGAACGGCACCAAUAUAGAAAUCAAACUAGAAGGCGAUGACAAUGUGCUCGAAACCACGUUUUAAACCAACUCGAAUAUGCGUGUUAAAUAUAAUUAUAUAUUACUGAUUUUAUCGCAUUUAAUUCGCUAAGUACGCCCCAAUAUGUAUGUUUAUAUAGUAUGUCUAUAAAUGGAAUCAACUGUAUUGCUUUAUCAGUUGUGUGAAAAUCAACAUUGACUUCAUUUUGUAGGGAUCAAUGCUUGUGACAAAAAUGCGCCAAAUAUAUAGGGCUCUCUCUAAAUGCUAUCUAUAUAUGCUAUAGUAUACAGUAUACAGUGUUUACCCCCGCACUUAAAAACAAAAUUGAAUCACUUU